AUGAGCAGUGUCAUUAAGCUGGGUUGCAUCAUAUACGUUCUUAUGACUGACAAUGAACCCUGCACACGAACUCUUUACUUCUAUCUCCUCCUAUAUGCUACCUGUGAAAUUUAUGAAAUCUUAUUUUCGCUUAUUAUCCUUUUCCAUCGAUGAUGCUAUGCAAGAAUUCCGCAAUCAAUGCUUCAAACAGGACAAAUCAGUUAUGAAUGGUAAAAUAAAAUUAGCUUAAGAGUUAUCCUCACGAUAGCAAUGACUGUUGAUGUUUUAAAAGACUACAAUUGCAAUUUGCAUUCCAUGAUGGGGAUUUUAUCAAUCUGCUUAUGUAUUUUUGUAUAUGUGAAAUAUUUGUUUAUCAUCUUAUAUUUUAUUUUGUUUUACCUAUGCUGGAAUAGAAGAAAUAGGGUAGUGAAUCUUCAAAAUAAUUCACGAAAUCAAAGUGAUUUUGUGGGGUCAUCGCUUAAUGAACACUUAGCACCCCUUCCUGAAGGAGAAAGAUGUCCUAUAUGCAUGGAAGUAGAAGGAGGAGAAAGCGUAGUUUUACCUUGUGGCCAUGGAUUUCAUUUAGACUGCAUCAAAGAUUGGCUUACAAUUAAUAGAAUUUGUCCUAUGUGUCGAGCUCCAUAUGAAGAUGAAUAA
This is a messenger RNA of Blepharisma stoltei, 636 nucleotides long. Lineage: Eukaryota; Ciliophora; Heterotrichea; Heterotrichida; Blepharismidae. The record is from the annotation of a GenBank genome assembly.